AAAACCCCAAAAAAGCCCCAAAACACCCCAAAAUUUCGGGGUUUUUUGGCCAUGGGGCCGCUCCAGCUUUCGCAGAGGAUUUUUGGGGCGGUUUUGAGCGGGAGCUGCCGGGGGGCGGCCGCGGUUUUGGGGUGCCCGUGGUUCCCCCGAGCGCACGCGUUGGUUUUGGGCUCAAUGGUGGCGAUUUUGGGGCCGCUGCUGAGGGGAAGGGGGGACCCGCACAGCGUGCUGGCCUCGCCCCACAACCGCCUGGAGGCCCGCCUGACUUCCUGCGCCCCGGCCUGGACCUGGCUCCUGAUUGGCUCCCUCCUCGUCGCCUCCCACCCUUGGCUCCGCCCCCCCUGGAGCUCCGCCCUCCGCGCCCUGCUCCGAUUGGCCGUCGGCCUCGGCCUAUCGCGGGCCGGCCACGCCCUCGGCCACGCCCUGGAGGCGGCCACCGGAAGUUGCACCUCCCCCACCCCCUUGGGGACCCUGCUGGUGCCCCUGGGAGACCCCGCGGCCUGCAGGGGGGCGGGGCAUCGCUGGGAGGGGUUUAGCCCCGCCCCCCAGGCGUUUGCAUUGGUGCAUUGCGGGCUGGGAUUGGCCGAGGAGGCGGCGGCCAUUGGCCGGAGGUUGUACGGCCUGGACAAGAUGGCCGACCGAGGCAAGAUGGCCGCCGGGCACAAGAUGGCCGCCGGGUAUAACGCGGAAGAGGAAUCCAAGAUGGCGCCCUGGUACAAAAUGGCGGGCGAAUCCAAGAUGGCGGCCGGAUACGAAACGGGGGAAGAAUCCAAGAUGGCGGCGGCGGCGGCGCGGUACAAGAUGGAGGAACGAUCCGGGUGGGCGUGGCCCCGCCCAUCAUGGCGGCCCCCGCCGCGGCCAAUCGGCUUCGAGUGGGCGGGGCCUCCUCGGUACGGCUGGGGCGGCCCGCUUGGGCGGCCAUCUUGGGGCGGCGGCGGCCAUUUUGAAUCGGGCGGCCAUUUUGAACCAAGGCACGGCGGCCAUUUUGAAACCGGCGGCCAUUUUGAAGGCAGGAGCGGCGGCCAUUUUGAUUCCGGCGGCCGUUUCGAAUCCAGACACGGCGGCCAUUUUGAAUCAAGACACGGCGGCCAUUUUGAAUCCAGACACGGCGGCCAUUUUGACAGCGGCCAUUUUGAAUCCGGCCACCAUUUUGAACCCAGCCGCCAUUUUGACCCUUCCGGCCGCCAUUUUGAACCCGCCCGCCAUUUUGACCCCCACAGCCGCCCUUCCCUCCCACCCCCACCCCACUUUCAAGGCCGCCAUCUUGCCGGCGGCCAUUUUGACGGCCAUUUUGACAGCUCCGCCGGCGGCCAUUUUGAACCCGGCCCUUCCGAGGCCCCGCCCACCGCGCUGUCCGUGCUGUACCUAUUGGCCGUGGCCCUGCUGGUCACGUGGCACCUGCUGCUGGUGGUGACGCUGACCUAUCGGCACACGUGGGCCCGAAACGCCGCCGGCGCCGCCCUGGGCUGGGCCGCCUGGGCCCUCACCUACCGGGGGUGGUACCGGUGGGCGUGGUCACCCGGCCCGCCGGGGUGGGGCUAAACGGGGAGGGGGCGUGGCCAAAAUGGGAAAAAACCCGGUGAAAAUCGGUUAAAAUUGAGGGAAAUUAGGGAAAAAAGGCGAAACAAGAUGGCGGAGU
Zonotrichia leucophrys gambelii is the source of this 1639-nucleotide messenger RNA. RefSeq lists its product as uncharacterized. Gene Ontology annotation, molecular function: coenzyme A diphosphatase activity. The record is from RefSeq and is a predicted model, not a curated record. Lineage: Eukaryota; Metazoa; Chordata; Aves; Passeriformes; Passerellidae. Gene Ontology annotation, cellular component: endoplasmic reticulum membrane. The coding region runs from base 52 to 1542 and encodes 496 amino acids. Gene Ontology annotation, biological process: lipid droplet organization; phospholipid biosynthetic process; lipid storage. The transcript is spliced from 2 exons.